Syngnathus acus (greater pipefish) is the source of this 2399-nucleotide messenger RNA. RefSeq names its product heterogeneous nuclear ribonucleoprotein M (gene hnrnpm). Gene Ontology annotation, molecular function: mRNA binding. The record is from RefSeq and is a predicted model, not a curated record. Lineage: Eukaryota; Metazoa; Chordata; Actinopteri; Syngnathiformes; Syngnathidae. Bases 138 to 2183 code for a protein of 681 amino acids. The transcript has 16 exons. Gene Ontology annotation, biological process: alternative mRNA splicing, via spliceosome; regulation of mRNA stability involved in response to oxidative stress. Gene Ontology annotation, cellular component: cytoplasm; nucleus; post-mRNA release spliceosomal complex.
AUCCGCCCCUCACAAUUUUUUCUCCGCCAUUUUCAGACCGUCUUGCGCACUCUUCCGCUUGGUCAACUGCAGUCUGCGUGCUUAUUUUUAAGAGCAGAACGCAUUCAUCAUUUGCAAUCAACCUAUCGACAAACACCAUGUCCAACGAGCAGAGCGAAAAUACUUCGGACACAGCUGUGGAGCAGCAGCAACUGCAGCAGCAGCAGUCGCCGCAGCAACAAGGAGACAUGAACGGGAAGGUCAAACAAGAGGCCAAUACGAGCCGGAAGGAGAGGCCCCAGAAGAGAGGUGGAGGUGGACGCUUUGAACCCUACGGAAGUGUGAACAAGAGAUACCGAGUUUUUGUCAGCAACAUCCCCUAUGAUGUGAAAUGGCAAGCCCUUAAAGACCUGAUGAAAGAAAAAGUGGGUGAGGUAACGUACGUGGAACACUUAAUGGACGCAGAAGGCAAAUCAAGGGGUUGUGCUGUGGUUGAGUUCAGGACUGAGGAGCUCAUGAGGAAGGCAGUGGAGAAGGUCAACAAGCACAACCUCAAUGGCCGUCCCCUGAAAGUGAAAGAUGACCCUGAUGGUAUGAUUGCUCAGAGGGAAAUCAACAAGGCACAAGGGGUUGGAGGCCCCCACGGUGGAAUGGGUGGAAUGGAUCGCAUGAAUAUGGAGAGAAUGGGCCCUGGACCGAAUGGCCCCAUGAUAAACAUCCCUCCUAGCCUGAUGAACAACCCGACUAUUCCCAUCGAGGUCAUCCAUGGUCUGCAGUCAGGCAGAAUUGGCAACACAGUCUUUGUCGCAAAUCUGGACUACAAAGUGGGUUGGAAGAAGCUGAAGGAGGUGUUCGGCAUGGCUGGCAUAGUGGUGAGGGCUGACAUCCUUGAGGACAAAGACGGAAAGAGCAGAGGGAUGGGCACCGUGACCUUCGACAUGCCCAUCGAAGCGGUCCAAGCUGUUUCCAUGUUGAAUGGACAGCUGUUGUUCAACCGAAUCAUGCACGUCAAAUUGGAUGAGAAGUCCAUCCCCAAAGAUUUUGGGCCACCCGACAGAGGUGUAUCUCUUCCACGUGGGCUGAGUGGUGUUGGUUUGGGUUUGGGGCCUGGUGGGCAGCCUAUUGAUGCUACCCAACUGAACAGAGGCGGCGGAGGAAUGGGCAACAUGGGCAUCGGAGGAAUGGAUGGAAUGGGCUUUGGCAACAUGGCGAACCGUAUGGGAGAUUUAGGAAUGGACAACUUUGGAGGAGGAGUGAACAACAUGGAUCGCUUUGGCUCUGCUGGAAUGGGCAGAAUGAACGAGAUGGACCGAGGCAUCGGCGGUGGGUUUGACCGGGAGUUUGGUCGAAAUGAAAUGGGCAUGGCUCGCAAUAAUUUUGGAGAUUCCUUUGAUAGAGGAAAUUCCAUGGGUAUGGACCGCAUGAAUUCUGGGAUGGACCGUCUAGGAACAAACAUGGAUCGCAUUGGAGGGAUGGAUCGGAUGGGCAUGGAUAGGAUUGACCGGGUGCCUGACCUGGAUAGGAUGGGCUCUGGCUUUGACCGCCUGGGUUCCGGAAUGGACCGACUGGGGCCCAAUAUCGACAGGCUCGGAGGUGGCCUCGACCGUAUGAGCUCCAGUCUGGAUCGACUCGGCCCAACCGGUUUCGACCGCUUGGGCCCAUCCAAUUUGGAUCGCAUGGGCUCUAAUCUGGAAUUUGGCACCCCUAUGAGCAUGGAUCGCAUGGGCAACACCGGGCUUGACAGGAUGUCCAGCAAUUUUGACCGCAUGGGCUCUACUGGAGGUCUCGAUCGCUUUCAGUCUGGUGGCCUCGAUCGUAUGAACUCUGGAAUGGACCGGAUGGGAUCCGGCAACGUUGGCGGUCAGUUUGAUCGUUCUUCUGAUUUGGAUCGUGGCUUCGGUGGAAAUUCCUUUGGAGGAACUGGAGCGGGAGGCUCUGGAAGUGGAGUGGGAAAUAUCCGAAAGGGAUGCCAGAUCUUUGUCCGCAAUCUGCCAUUUGACUUCACAUGGAAGAUGCUGAAGGAUACCUUCAAUACGUGUGGCAUGGUGCAGUAUGCUGAUAUCAAGAUGGAGAAUGGCAAGUCCAAGGGCUGUGGUGUGGUUCGCUUUGACAACCCUGAGACCGCCGAUCGUGCUUGUCGUACCAUGAAUGGCUAUCGUCUGAAUGGAAGAGAAAUCGAUGUUAGAAUUGACAGAAAUGCAUAGAUUGUUCUACAAUUACACUAUUGUCUAAAUAUGCCACACACUCUUUUCAUAUUCUCUUGGUUUGGCAUUUGUUAUUGUGAUCUUGUUUUAGUGGACUGUUUUUAGUUUGUAAAAGAUGUUUUUAGUUUGUUAAAGCCAUUUUUUUCUGCCAUGCUUACUUUGUCCACUUUGUAUUUCAAGGUGUUUUGAUAAUAAACUUAAACCAUUAAUCUUUGA